Molecule: messenger RNA, 1935 nt
Organism: Plasmodium knowlesi strain H
Lineage: Eukaryota; Apicomplexa; Aconoidasida; Haemosporida; Plasmodiidae
Product: conserved Plasmodium protein, unknown function
Exons: 1
Coding region: 1-1935 (644 amino acids)
Source: RefSeq, a predicted model, not a curated record
AUGGCGAGCACAACCCACUCAGACGGAGGAAAAAAAAACACCAGCGGAGGAGGUACCACAUCCUAUGAAGACUUCAUCGAAUUAAGGAAGAGAAUUAUAUUGAAGGAAAAAGAACUUUUGGAAAAAAAAAAAAAAUGCCCAGAAAAAGUAGGUGAGAAAAAAGGAGGGGAAGAAAUUACAGGAAAGGAGGAAGUGGAAGGACAGAAAGGAAAGCUCAUGUACAGGUCCUUUGACGAAUUUUACAAAUAUAAAAAAUAUUUUGAGGAACACGAGGUGAAGGUGGAAAGGGAUGCCAUGACAUUACUCCGCAAGUGCGGCGGUAGUUACGUACGCGGUGGGAAUAACGUAAGUGGUGGUAAUGAUACACACGGUGGUAGCGACGUGCACGAUCCAAAUGACCUGCACACGGAUAAGGAUCAGGGAAAUCGUGGGGAUCAGCGAUACUCGUACAUCAAACUCAAAACGGAAAGACAAGGAACCGUCAAGCAGCUAAAGGAGUACUUCCAGAAAAUGCAAGAAGAUCAAAUGCAAAAGAGAAACAACGAGAUGCUUAUGAAGAGAGACAAGAAGGGGGCCCUAACCGUUGCCGACAAAGGGAAAGAACGUGGACUGAAUAGCGGCAACACCGUUUUGGAAAGAAUGGAAAACGAAAAGAGGUGCUACCCACCUGAGCAUGACAACCAACCGACUGACCAACCGACUGACCAACCGACCGAUCAACAAACCGACCAACCGACCGAUCAACAAACCGACCAAACGACCGAUGAACGAACCGACCAAACGACCGAUCAACGAACCGACCAACUGGACAACCAAGUAGACCGACGGUCCAGUCGUAAAGACGCCGAAAGUGAUCACGUGGACAUGAAGGAGUUGGAACUCCUCUACAACCUUAUCAGUGAAAUGAAGAAAAGUUGUAACAGGGGGGAAGACUACAUCGCCAACCUAGUCCAGGAUCUACACAACUCUAAUAAGAGGCACUUGGUACGGAAGAUUCUACAAAUACUCAAAACCGUUGACAAUAAAAUAGCCUCGGAGAAGGGGAAGAAGCCAAUGGAUGAGCCGCGUGUCAGCCAUGUUGGAGGAGGAGAGACAGACAAACAGCUCACAAGCGUUAACACUUCGGUAAACAUGGAGUGUAACAAAGGCACAGGAAAUGCAGAUAAAGCUUUCCCUCAUAAGGAAAAAAAAAAUGAUGGCCAUCCUAAGGUACUUCCAAAAGACACUUCCAAUUGGAGAAGUGAUAGCAAAAACGAGAAAGAGAAAAAAACUGCACCCAUCAGAAGUGGGAGCCCUAUCCAUGUAAAAAUAAAAAAAUACAACGAUGCAGUGGAGGCAGGAUAUUCCCAAAAUGGUCGUGCCCUGUGUGGGAAAAUAGAAGUUAAUAGGGGAGUUGGAAGUGUGCCGCAGACAGUGGAACGGAAAAAGGGCCCAACCAAGGUAGGGAAAGUGAUGGAAAAUGAAAAUAGUGGUGUAAAGCGGGAACCUCAAGACGGGAAAACUAUCCAAACGGGUGUUGCACCCAACGACGGGAAAACUAUCCAAACGGGUGUUGCACCCAACGACGGGAAAACUAUCCAAACGGGUGUUGCACCCAACGACGGAAAAAGCAGACAAACGAGCAUCGCUUCCAGUGAUGGAGCAAACAGCCAGUCAAAACAUUCGAAUAAUAAUGACAGAUUCUUAGGUCCGAAUGAUAACACAGUUAAAGGUGAAGCUAACGACGCUGGAAAGUUUGAAUGGUUUUAUUCUACGAUGAAGGACUUAUAUAGUGAGGAUGGUGAGCCAAGCGGUGGACCAACAGGCGAGUCAAAUGAUUACUCAAGUGAGGGUGGAGAAAACGACGACCUCUUUUUGUGGCUAGAAAACAGAGAUGUUGAAAACGUUUUGAGUGGAACGAAACGGAGUGACGAGGGGGAGAUCAGUGAGGACUGA